Messenger RNA from Tetrahymena thermophila SB210, 1800 nucleotides. RefSeq lists its product as hypothetical. Lineage: Eukaryota; Ciliophora; Oligohymenophorea; Hymenostomatida; Tetrahymenidae. The record is from RefSeq and is a predicted model, not a curated record. The transcript has 5 exons.
AUUUAAUAAAAAUAAUACAAAAUUUAAUUUUUUAUAUUAAUUUUAAUAGCUGGUUUAUCAAAUUACUAUUAGAAAGAAAGUUAAAAGCAUAACAAUUCAUAUACAAAAAUGAAUGAAGACACAGUUAUAGAUAAGCAAACAUUAAUUGAUUACUUUGAUUAGUUUAUUUAGCAUGCAAUUUUAAAGGAGCUGAAAGAGCAGUAGUUAGAAAAAAUAUCAAAUGAAUGGAGUUAUUUUAAAUAACUUUUAGAAAAGCUUUAGUAAGAUCCUUAACGAAUUCCUAUUUAUCUUGACAUACUCAAGAAAUCUAAGGAGACUUAGGGAGGAAUCUAAUUAGUUUCUAGCAGCAGCAAUAAUCAUCAGUCUUAAACAUAGCUAUCCAGAUAACCGAGUGAUAAAUUACCUUAGUAGUAUUUAUAAGGCUAAAAUAGCAGUAAUAAUUAGCAAACUACUUCAGCAGUUUAAGUAUAAUCACCACUUCUUAAUAGUAACAGUUCAAAUUUAGUAGGGAAGAGGGACACAGAAUAAAUAACUCAAAGUAAAGAAUAAAUUUAAAAUAAGUAUUAGAAUCAGCUCUCAGCACAGCUUGCUAAUUAUAGUAAUAAACUAGGCUAAUAGUAGCAAGUGUUAUAAUCGCUGAGUAAUUAGUAAAGCAACUAAAUACCUGAAUUAGUUUAAUAAGCUAGUAAUCCGUUAGGCUUUUAAUAAACUAAUUAAGCCAGCAAUUAAAUAAAGUAAGAAAACCAACAAGUAAAAAGAAAGGAAUCCACUGACAUUCAUCCUAACAAUCUCUUUUAAAAUAUCUCUGGCACAUCAUAAACAAACACAGUUUCAACUAAUUCAAAGCAUUCAACUGAACAAAACACAUAAACUCAACAACAACAGUAGCAAGCUCAAGCUCUUUUUUUGAGUAAAGACAGGUCUUCUAAUUCAAAUUUAAGCUCAUUUAACUCAGGUGACUAACAAAAUUCGUUCCAAUCAUUUUCACAGGAAUAGUAGAUUGCAUAAUAAAAUUAUUAAAAAUCAAUAAACACAACACCCGUAAAGAUAGAACCAAAAUCGAUUUUUGAGGAGCAAAAGAAUAAAUUCAGAUUCCAAAGAGAUAAGAUAAAAUCAAAAGUUAAGAGCAUACUCAAUUUGUUUAGAGAAAAUAAUAUAUAUUUAAAUAAAGAAGAUAUUAAUGAAAAUACAGAGAAUUUAGAUCUAAAUACAAUGAUUUUAAAUCAAUAAAAAUAAAAUGGACCAUCUAGCAUAGGUUUAAAAAAGCAAUAAAGUGACGGCUCUAGCAUUUCAAAAACUAAUAAUAUUGCAAAUAUAUAAAGUCCGGAUAUAAAUUUAAUUACAAGCAGCAAAACAAAUUUAAAAAUAGAUCAAAUACCAUAGCUUUCAUAAAUGUAAAACCAGAAUUUAAUAAGAAAUAAUAGCAGUAAUAAUGUAAACUCGCAAUCAAUAUCUAACACUAAUAAUCCUAUUUUAACUUACUCCAACUCUACAAACAGCAUAGUUAACUAAGAAUCUUUUUAAAAUUAAUAGAGCACCUCUCAGCCAACCUCUUCUAAUUUUAAUCAUUAAAACACAAAUUCAAAAGGAGCAAAUUUAUCCCAUUUCAGUAAUUAAAAUAACAACAAUAAUAUAUAUCAAAGUAAUAAUUUCAACAACAGCAACAACAACAAUAAUAAUAACAAUUAACAACAAAUGUCUAACAGUAAAAGAAAUGUGUUUACACAAUAAAUAAAUAUAAACUCUUAAAAUUAAUAAUAAUAAACCCAAAUAUCUAAUUAAUUGUUUUCAAAUAACUGA